Messenger RNA from Arvicanthis niloticus (Nile rat), 3562 nucleotides. RefSeq names its product transmembrane protein 74 (gene Tmem74). The record is from RefSeq and is a predicted model, not a curated record. Lineage: Eukaryota; Metazoa; Chordata; Mammalia; Rodentia; Muridae.
AGACCCAGAGGCAACACAGGCUACAAGUGCUGUGGCUGGGAAUAACGGACUUUCUCCGGGUGCCACGCGGACGCGAGUGUUCCCGGCUUCAGUUUUACUGAGUGGUCAAAGCAGAAGGAAACUUGCCUUCUCAUUUGAGGGAUUCUGUCACAGGAAUGUGUGAGCCCCUGGAUAAAUUUGGCUUGGUGACGCAGUGUGCUUUCCCCAGAGAUUCUGCCACAUCCUCCUUGCUCCUUUUCUGCCCUGACCGGAGUUUCUCACUUGCUAACCCCUGUGACAAGUCAGAAGAUUUGCCCCUUCCAUGAUCUUCUGCCCUCAGGUCCCCUUUCCCAGUUUUGCCACUCUGAUGAGAAACUGAGGCUAAGGUGUCCUCAACCAGCCAUGACUGUAAAGGGAAUGAGGACCAGGGGAGCAGGCCUCCCUACAGUAUGGGAAUAGAUUCUGCCAGGUUCUUCUUAUCUUCUUAUUCUGUUGCUGCUAGCAGAAUUUCUGGAAAUUGCUGGGAGAAAUAUAACUAGGUCUCAUGGAGCUCCAUUCACUGACUAAGAGGAACAGCCCAGUGGACUCAUGCAAUACCAUGGAGUGGAGUUCAGGAGAGACUUCCAAUGGCCAUGCAGAAGAGGCAACCAUCAAAGCUGCUCUUUGCUAUCAGAACAACCUGACAUCCACACCAAGGGCAGCUGUGGUGGAAGUGUGUAGACUUAGCUCUUCUCCAGCAUCCCCAACCUCCUUGCUCCAAGACAAUGUCAUUCCAACCAGCUUCUUCCCAUCGGGACCUCUUGACUCAGAGAACAACCAAGUAAUGACUGACCGUAAAGUCUGUAAUUGCUGUAGCCAGGAACUAGAAACUUCUUUUACUUACGUGGAUGAGAAUGUCAACUUGGAACAGAGAAGUCAGAGGUCACCAUCAGCCAAAGGCAGUAAUCACCCUGGAGAUCUUGGAUGGAGAAACCCUAAUGAAUGGUCUCAUGAGGUUGCCAUGUCCUUGAUGUCUGAAGAUGAUGAUGACACAAGUUCAGCAGCCACUUCGUCAGGGAAGUCUAUAGACUAUGGUUUUAUCAGUGCUAUCUUGUUCUUAGUCACCGGUAUCUUGCUAGUGAUCAUUUCUUAUAUUGUCCCUCGGGAGGUGACAGUGGAUCCCAACACAGUGGCAGCCCGGGAGAUGGAACGCCUGGAAAAGGAGAGUGCAGUGUUAGGUGCACACCUGGACCGUUGUGUGAUCGCUGGGCUCUGCCUCCUCACCCUCGGGGGAGUCGUUCUCUCUUGCUUGCUGAUGAUGUCUAUGUGGAAAGGGGAGCUCUAUCGUCAAAAUAGAUUUGCCUCUUCCAAAGAGUCUGCAAAACUCUAUGGUUCUUUCAACUUCAGGAUGAAAACUAGUACUAAUGAAGACACUUUGGAACUGUCCCUGGUAGAGGAAGAUGCCCUUGCUGUACAGAGUUAGUUGUAAAGUCCUUAAGAGACAUCCAUACAUUAUAUAUAUAUAUAUAUAUGUGUGUGUGUGUGUGUCAAGUGUGUCCUUUAUUUGUUUGGCAAAAGUGUUUCUCCCUACACACAAACUAAAAGCCAGUGAGUGUUUUGUUUUCAUGAAUCUUGUGUAAGAAAGACUAUGUUAAGUUGUAAAAGAAGCCAUGGCCAGCUAAUCCCUACUUGCUGCAAACUGAAAAUUAAUUCACCUAAAAUCCCCAUAAGUUUCUACUUCUAAACAAAAUACUUCCACUGACCUAAUAUAUAAGUGUUGUCUUAUACAUAAAUAUGAAUAUUAUUACUAGGGACUAGAAGGGCUCCUGCAUAAUGCGAUCACUUGGCAAUCUAUUUUGUGAAACAGAAGGACUGAUUAAAUAGUAAGGCUUACAUUUAAUUUCCAAAGGUGCUUUUCCAUUUUCUUGCUAAAUUUUUUCCUGUAAUUUGGCUAAGCCCUAAAAUGUAGAUAUUGGCAGUGUGAAUAUUUUGAAAUCUUAAGGAUGCUGGUUAUUUUUUUUUUAAAGCUAUUAAGAUGUAUUUUAAAUUAUUACUAUAUUUAGAAGUGACAACUAUGUCAUUAAUAUGUACCAUCUAAUAAAGAUAAUGUUACAAAUCUUCUUCAGACCCAUGUGAGGUUAACAAACUGUUAUCACAAGAUAUUUUCUUAUGCCUUCUUUCCCAAUGAAGUAGAAGCAUUUGCUGAUACAUAGUUUGUUUCAUGCUUAUGGAUUUGCAGUCAGUUUGAUGACCUGUGCCCUUAAAAUCUUUACCAUUUCUAAUAUAUGUGUGGCAAAGCAUUAGACUUUUAAAAUAUGUCUCCUGGCAGCCACCCAUCCAGCUGGGUCUGAACCAUGAGUGGGCCUGACAUUCUCCCAGGUGCCAUUUUUUGGUGAUGGUUUGGAGAAAAUGUCCAGAAUACUUGCAGCUAGACUCUUGAGAACCGUGUCUAGCUAGCACAAGCCGUUACUUAAAGAGUCCUUAAGCCGAUAGCCAAAUCUUACACUUGAGAGAGAAUAAACAAACCGACUAAAUUAGUGGGAGUUGUGUUCAUCACACAUCCUGACUCAUCUUGCAGUCUCUAAAUAUCAUUCUGAGAACCUUCUACUUCAGAUCCUUAAGGACCAUGCUCUUGCCUCAUAACAUGAAAAUGUCUAGUUUAUGGGAAGUAUUGUGGGCAAGGUGGUCAGGAAAGCAAUGGGAAAUGCAGCCUAAGAAAGGCCUCGAAUUCUGCUGAUGUUCCAUGAAAUGACCCCACCCUCCCACUUAGGGUUUUUUUUUUUUUAUUAUUAUUAGUAUGUUAUGUAGACAAUUGAGUUCAUUCUUAAAGAGGACUGGAGCCAGGAAUGGGUGUAAAUGAAGAGAUAAGCUAAUGAGAAAGGUAUUUCAUUGGAGAUUCUUAAGAACACCCAAGUCUAAUGCAGAUAUCUGUGUUGUCAUUGAGGGGGAGAGGUGAACUGGAUAUGGAGUUUGCAUAUCUAUAUGAAUGAGUACUUGUGGAUAUCAGAGCCAUUUGAGUUAGCUUUAAUAAGAGGUAAAGAAAAAUGCAGUAAGGAAGAGAGAGAUAGGGAUGACAAUGUGUUCCAGAAUCCUUAGGUAAAAAUAAGAGAAGUGUGAGAAAAAAAUCACCUUUGCUUCGCCCUGUGGAAUAAAGUAUGUGAUCAUAAAGUGCUGGUUUACUGAGCCACAAAGGACUAGACAGAACUUGCGUUUUGUGCUUCUUUUUUCUGUGAUUCUUCUGUCAUCUGUGCUAGAGGCACAAUCUCAGAAGGUUAAGCUUAACCUUCUAGAGGAGGAUUCAGUUUCGAGCGCUAAUCUGCUUGAGGAACUGCUUUGGAGAUAUUGAAGUAAGACAGGAGAAAUCAGUGUGUAGAUAUGAGCUGGGUUCAAACUGCAACAACAAAACAUGUAAAAUAGAAUGGAAACCCAUUUAAAUCCAGGCCUGUUGGGUCAUGCCUGGAUCUCAACACUUGGGAGACUAAAUCGAGAUCCAUGGAAAUGCCAAGGCCAGCGUGGACUACACAGCGAGUUCCAGAACAGAAUACAGAGUGGGGCUUUGUUUCAAAACAUCACAAUAUAAUAAAACAUUCAUGAUUAUUUAUAC